AUGACCUCAAACUCUCCAUCAUCUGACUCAAGCUAUGUCUGUGACGACUGGCCAAAGAUGCCAGAUGGCACUGACUAUGAUCGGAAACAACUUUUCGAUCUCGUUCUCAGCGGGAAAAGCCCCUUUUCAGAUGUGUGGGACGUGAAACAACUCAUUCAAGAGAUUGAAGAGCAUCUUGACACCAAGAUUGUGGACAUCCCCUAUGUGCAUGAUGGCGCCAAUUGCUACUCUUCCCUUCUCGCCCAAUUCGCUCAUAUACGGGCUUCAUUGUUCAACUUUCAGAUUUCCCCUAAAUUCGCGACUACCUGGUUCCUGAAGCGUUUGUUUGCGCAGAAGCCCGACUCACUUCCUGUUCCCGUUUCUGCCACGCGAGAAUUUUGCAUUACUUUUUUAACUUCCAAAAUCGAAGCAACAAUUGGGAACAUAGGCGACAUGAUUGGAUGGGAAGAUGAUCACAACACCGUGGGCCCAAGGGCUGCAGCAGCGAAGCCGUCACUUUUGCGCCUGAUCCCACACAUUAUACCGACUGGUGAUGCAUCCCUCUUUCGUUUCGUCAUUGAACAUGGAGACUUUGGUAUUCACAAUAUGUCAAUUGCUCCAGAUUCAGAUGGUAAACAUCAUGUAACAUCUGUGUUUGACUGGGAGAUGGGAUCUGUUGUGCCCGCUUUCUUAUCUGAUCCGGUGAUGUGUGUCGGCCCUGACUUGAAAACAGAUGGGAAUGCUAGCCCUUCUGUAUCUUAUUGGAAUGAAGCUGAAGACCCAAUAACUCCGGAAGAACUGGUGAGAUAUACGUUGUGGGCAAAGGCUUAUUGCGAAGUACUUUUCCGCGAGGCACCCGACUACGAGCGAGCCAUUCGGGCUGGAAAUGAUGCACGCUACCUUUGGUUUGCAUUACGAGGUUGGAAAGGCGACGAUCCGGAGGAUUUCUUUGGUGACUUGGGCAAUUGGGCUGAGAAGAGAAUGAAAGAGCUUGGAGUCAAUCAGGAGGAGGCUUAA
Molecule: messenger RNA, 996 nt
Organism: Trichoderma virens Gv29-8
Lineage: Eukaryota; Fungi; Ascomycota; Sordariomycetes; Hypocreales; Hypocreaceae
Exons: 3
Coding region: 1-996 (331 amino acids)
Source: RefSeq, a predicted model, not a curated record